Molecule: messenger RNA, 1611 nt
Organism: Pomacea canaliculata
Lineage: Eukaryota; Metazoa; Mollusca; Gastropoda; Architaenioglossa; Ampullariidae
Product: UDP-GalNAc:beta-1,3-N-acetylgalactosaminyltransferase 1-like
Exons: 3
Coding region: 1-1359 (452 amino acids)
Cellular component (GO): membrane
Molecular function (GO): hexosyltransferase activity
Source: RefSeq, a predicted model, not a curated record
AUGACUGUGGAAGUAUUGGACUCUAAUUCUGUAUUUAAGAACGCAAUUCAGUAUGGUCACAACAUUCAGCAAAUCCCUAAUAAUGGUGGAAAACCAGGAUUCUUCUUCAUCAUAUGCCAGGCAGCAUCAGGCCUUGCACAUCAUGAACCUCAGUCCCGACAGCUACUCCGUCUUCACUGUUCCUUUAGUCCACGUCACACGGAGGACAAUGUCAUCGAUUUCACUCUCACACGUGUGACCGAAAAAGUAGCCAUUGGACUAGAGAUCCUUAGUGAAGCAUCUCACCGAAAAGCCACACCACAACGCCGCCAAAGCCGCCCAAACCGCCAAAGCCGUCGACACCCAAACCUACGCCGAGGCCAAAGAGAAUCCCGAAAGUUCCCGAUAGACAAGCAGCUUCUGAACGCGGCGGCACAGAUCCGCUUCAGUCUCGUGCCUCCCGUCCAGUCAUUCCUAAACGAUCCCUACUUCCAGAUUGCCAGAUCCGGGCAAGCAUACUACAAUCACUUUCGCCCUAAGGUCUUGAUCAGUCCCUCGAAGGUGUGCUCUACCGCCAAGAAGGGAUCACCAUUGCAGCCCUUCCUGAUGAUUCUCGUGCUGUCCAGUUACAGAUGCAGAGCCAAAUUCGAAAGGCUGGCCAUCAGGGCCACGUACGGAUCCGUGGCCGAAGGAAACGCCUGGCCAAACAAAGAAGUGCCCGAGUCCGUCGGCCUCGUCUUUUUGUUGGGCAAACCGCCGACGGUGAAGGCCCGUCGCCGACUGACCGCUGAGAGCCAACAAUACGGUGAUGUCAUGAUCGGGGACUUCACCGAUACCUACGCCAACCUGACACUGAAGGUUCUGUUUGGGCUUCGGUGGAUGGUGGAAGCGUGCCCGCACGUGCAAUACGUCCUGAAAAUCGACGACGACACCUUCGUGAACAUCCCACUGCUGCUGGCCUUUCUGCUUCACGGCGAAGACAACGCUAUGUACGGACAUGUCUACUUCUCCUCUCGAGUGUUCCGCGGAGGUAAAUGGGCCGUCCCCAACAAUGUGUACCCUCUGGGCCUCUACCCUCCAUACUUGUCUGGCACUGCCUACGUGGCUUCCAUGGACGCCGUCAAGAAGGUGGUGGAUGCCUCCGUCCAUGUGCCCAUGCUCCCCGUGGAAGAUGCCCACGUCACGGGUAUACUUCCUAUCGUGGCCGACGUACGGCGUAUCUCCACCUACGGCUUCACGCACGUGCUGGACCACAAGCCAGACUUCUGUGAGUUCAUGCUCAACAAACGCCUCGUGGGUAACCGAAUGAGAAAGAAGGACAAGAUCCAUGCGUGGAAUUUGAUGAAGAUUGCUGACCGGAGACAUUGCUCCAUGCAAUGAUUGCUGGGGUGUGCCUGGCUGUCCGUGCAAGGAUAUUUCCCAAACAAUAAUAAAUAUUUUGGCAGGGUUUGUCUCCCAUCUUGUGUGAGUGAUUAUGUGUGUGUGUGAGAGAGAGAGAAUAAAGAAAAGUCAGAAACCUUGUUCACAAGCUUCAGGUCUUGACUUUUAUUUUCAUCUUUAAAACUCUCAUCAGCUGUGAACCAUUUAUCAUACCGUCCUGUGAUGUAGAAUAAAAUUCGUCUACUUUUGCAG